This is a messenger RNA of Strongylus vulgaris, 1506 nucleotides long. The record is from the annotation of a GenBank genome assembly. NCBI's taxonomy places the organism in Eukaryota, Metazoa, Nematoda, Chromadorea, Rhabditida, Strongylidae.
UUGAGCCAUACAUUUCAGGUGGUGAAGUGUCCACUUUGCCAGGAGCCUUUCCGCGAACCAAAGGUCCUUGCCUGCUUCCACUCAUUCUGCAAGGCUUGCCUCGAACGACAAAUUGACUCUGCAGAAAAAAUUGUUUGCCCUCAGUGUCACAUGGAAACACAACUUAGUGUCCAACUUGGCCUCGAUUCCCUCCUUUCCGACUAUGGUCUUGAGGCUGUUCUUUCUCGUCCUAACAUAACCGAAGAUAAAGGAUUGCUGUUUGGCUCUCCCAGUUCUACUUCCUCAUCCCCUCCCCUUUCUGACUCACCAUGCGAUCAGAAUUCUAACACAACAAACCGGUCGGCAUGUACUGGAUGCAAGUCUGGAGAACGCGCAUCCCACUACUGCCAGGAAUGUACUCACUAUCUUUGCACCAACUGCACGAUGGCUCAUCAGUACAUGCAUUGCUUUGAAGGGCAUCGUGUUGAAGCCAUCUCUCAAAUCCAAGUACCUUUUCAUUAUAGGCAUUGUUCUUUUUUACGCUUUUCCAAACGAAUAACACUUAAGGCACCUGCUCCACCCGCUCCACCUUCAAGCGCCGCUUCAGCUCACGAACGUGCCUGUAAAUGUUUGCAACAUCGUGCUCAGCCACUACGCUUUUUCUGUCUUACCUGCAAUUUGGCUAUCUGUCGCGAAUGUACGCUUGUGGAACAUGCACAGCCAUCUCAUCAAUAUGAACCCAUCAGUGAGGUUGCGGAUAAACAGCUGAACACAAUGGAAUUGCUGGUGAAUGAAGCACGCAAUAAGCAUAUCGAGCUGUUAGAAAUGUUCAAGCAGGUGGAUGCUUCCCAACAGCGUCUAAGUGCGAGUUUGAGUCGUGCUCAUUCACAGCUAGACGAUAACGUGAACGCUCUUGUGCGCAUCAUAGACGAGGCGCGCAAAGCUGCCGCCAAGGAAAUUGACACCGCCUUCUCAGCAAAACAGAUUCAACUCACUAUGGUGGAUAAGCGCAUUCAACAGAUGACAGAAAAACUUAGUCAAACUAUCGAUUUCACUACUCGACUAGUCAAAUACGCAUCUCCUACUGAAGUGAUGGUGUUCAAGCAACUAUUGGACACUCGGCUUCAACUAUUCCUAGCUUUUAACCCUGAUGCCUCAAACGCUUUGGGAUCUUCUUGCGAAUUGGACUUGCCGCCGCUGAACAUGGGUGGUGCCCGGCAAGUCAUUCAAAGCUUACUUGGUCAAGUACGUGGUGGUGCUGCAGACUGGAGUGGGCAAGCUAGUUCACAAACGGGAAUGCCUCCAACACCGAUUGGUAGACCGCCAAGUAGACAGCUUGUGCGCUCCCCGCCUCAGGCCCACAGUGUUCCCCUUGCCCCAAACGUGUUCUCCGAGCCUAACAGCUUUCUUCGUCCCAGAAACGAAUUUGGUGGCUCUAGUCAAUCUCUUGGAAAUUUCGCCAGCGACGUUUCAUCCUCUCUUUCACCCGCGACUCUGAAAACCCAGACAUCUGCUUUUACCACCUGA